AUGAGGGUUCCAGAGAUGGCGGAGUUGCAGUUUGAAGCUCCGUUGGCAUCCUUCGAAAACGAAGAAUGGAGCGAUUAUAACGAAUUUCAGACCGCAGAUGUAGACAGUCUAAACUGCGCCAACCGCCCUCUGAAUAAAUCCAGCUUAAAAGAAAAUCUUGAUGGCGAUGAAAGUGCCAAUUUCGCAGAAACUGUGUCGGGUUCCCUGGAGGAUUUAGUCAACUCGUUUGAUGAAAGGAUAACAAAGUGCUUCAACAAUUUGGAGGAACAGGUGGAAACUUUCGCCCCUGUGCAGAUCAGAUCCCAGGAGGAGGUAGUAAACGACUGUCAAAUGUGGUGGACAAUUACUGGAAACUUUGGUAAUAUACUUCCCAUUGAUUGGUCAAAAUCUUAUACAAGAACUUUGCAUAAUCGUGUUCUUAACAUCGGAGAGAAAAAGGAACGUGAACCAUUGCGUUUGGACCUGUCCGACGAUGAGGAUUUAUCACAGGCCUUUGAUAUGCAUUCUCUGAUAGUCACCAGCCUGCAUCCUGAAGAGGAGGACAAGGUACUGACUGCUGAUGAGGUCAUUAGUCAGAUUGAUGAUAUGAUGAAGGAACCUUCUUCUGAUGACUAUUACAAUGCCAUGCAGGACACGCCAGAGGAUGAAACGUACACAAAGGUGAAGCACUCAGUGGCCACUCUUGCUGCAUACACCAGAGAAGAAGUGAAAGGCAUGACCCAGACACAGUUACACGAACUUCUAGCUGAGAUAGAUAGCGCCACCAACGUGUUGUCUGAAAUGCUGGUCACUGAACUGGCCCUCCGGGAUGAGCUUGAGUUCGACAAGGAGCUGAAAAAUCAGUUUAUUUCCUUGCUGCUGACCAUCCAGAAAAAGCGGCGGGAAUGCCACAGCGAUCAAAAGAAAAAGAAAACCAAGAGUGGAGGAAAUGCCUCAAAUGAGGCCGGAAGUGGCAAUUUUUUAACAACAGUCAUACCGUACCAUCCAUGGCAGGGGCCACCUUCAUCAGAACAGCUCCAGAUAUACAUUAAAAUUUUGCAAGCCAUCAAUGAGGAUAGUUCUACAGUUCCCACUCUGCUUACUGACUACAUCCUCAAAGUUUUGUGCCCAACAUAA
Messenger RNA from Candidula unifasciata, 1116 nucleotides. The record is from the annotation of a GenBank genome assembly. NCBI's taxonomy places the organism in Eukaryota, Metazoa, Mollusca, Gastropoda, Stylommatophora, Geomitridae.